AUGGCCGCUUCGGAAGCACGUACACGAAUACCAAUUUCCCUGCAGCGUUCACGUUUCGCCUUUGCUCCGCCAGCCAGCAGCAGAAUAGAUAAAACAAACGAACACUGCAAGGAUCGCCCUCAAGAAUCUUCUGAAGCUACGCGUCGUAUAUCUUUUGAUGCCGCGAAAAAAGAACCGAAUUUAUUCCAACCGGAUUCUUGGAUGGAUGGACCAAUCAAGUGGAGAAAGCUGGACGAGCUGCAAGAGCAGGUGAAUCGCUCUAUUGCGCUACUGCAACAGUGGAAGUUCGCUAAGAAGCAAGCCUCCAAACACCAAGAAAUUAAGGAGAAAACACACGAAAAGCAGCACGUCAAUGGCGAUUCGCGGAUGGAUGGUCCUAUCAAUUGCAAGAUACUGAGGAGCCUGGAAGUGCAAGUGAACCAGUACAGUGAAUCAGUACAACGUUUAUACCGUCGCAUGAAGACAACAGGCUCGAAAAAGCACUUCCGAGGUCACUUGAGAUCCGGUUCAUUUUGA
Molecule: messenger RNA, 516 nt
Organism: Gongylonema pulchrum
Lineage: Eukaryota; Metazoa; Nematoda; Chromadorea; Rhabditida; Gongylonematidae
Source: the annotation of a GenBank genome assembly